Molecule: messenger RNA, 561 nt
Organism: Strongylus vulgaris
Lineage: Eukaryota; Metazoa; Nematoda; Chromadorea; Rhabditida; Strongylidae
Source: the annotation of a GenBank genome assembly
AUGCUGCGUACCGCUUUCGUGUUGGGCGCCACUGGGGCCGUUGGCACGCAGCUAGUGGAGGCUUUGGUGAAAUCAAAGCAGUUUAAGAAGAUUGUUGUAAUUGGAAGAAGAAAAAUCCCACAAGAGAAUGAAUCUAUAGUGAGCAAGAAAGUUUUUAAGGAACAAGUGAUUGUGAAUUUUGAUGAAAUUGAGAAGCAUCCUGGUGCAUUCAAAGACGCGGAUGUAGGCUUCUGCGCACUUGGCACGACUAGGGCCAAAGCAGGGAAGGAAGGUUUUUACAAAGUUGAUCAUGACUACGUUGUAAACUCGGCAAAAGUGGCGAAGGAUCAAGGCAAGCUCUUGAUAUGUUUAAGAUUACUUCUCGCUUUUUCUCACGAAUUUAAUAAUAUGCCUAUUCUAUACGUCUCACUCAGUCAUCUCAUUUUUUUAGGUGUGAAGGAGUUCAUCCUAGUUUCUUCUGCUGGCUCCAAUGAAAAUUCAUUCUUCCUCUAUCCGAAAACCAAGGGAGAAACUGAACGAGAUAUUGACGCUCUUGGCUUUGAAAAGUUUCUUAUCAUGCAU